GCUCACUUGGGCCACGUGUGCUCUCCCCGGUCGGCAAACCCCGCCUCGUCCCUACCACCAUCACCGCUUUGUUUCUUCCUCCUCCUCCUCCUCCUCCUCUCUCUCGAAGGAACGAACCUCAAAGAGCCAAAAUACGAAACCCUUCUCCCUCCUCCUCCUCCUCUUCGAUCCCUUCCCCCUCCCCAUCUCUCUCUCUCUCUUCUCCUAUAAAGUGAUCCAAAUCCCCUUCGUGUACCGCAACGCUCCCUUUCUUCUUCGAUCGAUUCGGGUUGUGGUUACGAUUUUAUAGGGGGGGGUUAAAUUUGGUGACUUGGGGGAUGUCGUUCUUCGUCGGGUUGGUCAUGGGGAUCGCGUUCGGGAUCGGGCUCGUGAUGGCCUUCGUACGGUUCGAGAAUUCGCGGGCGAAGCAGCGAAGUGAGCUGGCUGCUGCAGUCGCAGCUUUUUCAAAGAUGACCAUUCAAGAUAUAAGGAAACUUCUUCCUCCUGAAUUUUACCCAUCAUGGGUUGUUUUUUCACAGCGCCAAAAGUUGACCUGGCUCAACCUCGAAUUGACGAAAAUCUGGCCUUAUGUUAAUGAGGCUGCAUCAGAGCUGAUAAAAACUUCUGUAGAGCCGAUUCUUGAGCAAUAUAGAUCUGCCAUCUUGGGUUCGCUCAAAUUUUCGAAGCUAACACUCGGUACUGUCGCUCCGCAGUUUACAGGUGUUUCUACCAUUGACGAUGACAGCUCUGGAAUAACUUUGGAGUUAGAGAUGCAAUGGGAUGGUAAUCCAAACAUUGUGCUUGAUAUCCAGACCACAUUUGGCAUGGCUCUUCCUGUACAGGUAAAAAACAUUGGCUUCACUGGUGUAUUUCGAAUAAUCUGUAGACCUCUGGUGGAUCAAUUUCCCUGCUUUGGAGCUGUCUCUUAUUCUUUGAGAGAAAAGAAAAAGCUCGACUUCACCCUCAAGGUUAUCGGUGGUGAAAUAUCGGCUAUUCCUGGAAUUUCAGAUGCUAUUGAGGGUACAAUACGUGAUGCUAUUGAGGACUCAAUUACAUGGCCUGUGCGCAAAGUUAUUCCUAUUAUACCUGGUGAUUACAGUGACCUGGAGCUAAAACCUGUUGGAGUUUUGGAAGUGAAACUUGUGCAAGCAAGGGAUUUAACAAACAAGGACAUAGUGGGAAAAUCUGAUCCUUUUGCCGAACUAUACAUACGCCCAUUACGUGACAGAAUCAAGAGAAGCAAAACAAUUAACAAUGACUUAAACCCCAUCUGGAAUGAGCACUAUGAGUUUAUAGUUGAGGACUCAUCUACUCAGCAUUUGACGGUAAAAAUCUAUGAUGAUGAAGGAAUUCAAAAAGCGGAGCUAAUUGGUUGUGCUCGAGUAAGUUUAAGGGACCUUGAGCCAGGAAAGGUGAAAGAUGUCUGGUUGAAUCUUGUUAAAGAUUUGGAAGUACAGAGAGACAGGAAAAAUCGUGGUCAGGUACACCUAGAGCUUCUUUAUUGUCCCUUUGGAAUGCAAAAUGGUUUCGUUAACCCUUUUGCCAGUAAAGUGUCAAUGACUUCUCUGGAGAAGGUCCUCAAAAGCGAGGUGAACGGAUCCGAGGCUGGUGAUAUUGAAGGGAAAGCAAAGCAGAGGAAAAGGGAUGUUAUUUUGAGAGGAGUGCUUUCGGUGACUGUUAUAUCUGCUGAGGACUUGCCUGCGAUGGAUCUGAUGGGAAAGGCCGACCCGUUCGUCGCGCUCACAAUGAAGAAAACUGAGACGAAAUAUAAAACAAGGGUAGUAAACGAUAGCUUGAAUCCCACUUGGAAUCAAACUUUUGACUUCGUCGUGGAAGAUGGCCUUCAUGAUAUGCUUAUUUUGGAAGUCUACGACCACGAUACUUUUAGAAAGGAUUAUAUCGGAAGAUGCAUAAUGACGCUGACGAGAGUUGUACUGGAAGGUGAGAUUACAGAUAGUUUUCCGUUGGAGGGAGCUAAAUCCGGUAAACUGAACCUGCACCUCAAGUGGAUGCCGCAGCCGAUAUACCGUGAUUCGUGAGUCCAAUUCGAUUUGUUCUCUCUCAAUCUCUAUCUUGAGGGCUUUUUCGCGCAUUACGCUUUGAUUAGCAGCUGCAGAAGCAGCAGUUCCAGAUCAGGCUCUACUCCAGCUGCAAAUGGUUGUAUAUUAGUUUCUUUGUGGUUGUGAUAUAUGAUCUCCAAAAAUAUGGCAUCUCUUUGUUUUCUUUAGUAAUUAGUAUAAAUGAUGAGUGUAAAUCACGAUGUACAUGCGGGGCGCAUAAAAUGGACGGCGGAGAUAGCUUCGCCAGUGUCUGGAAUACCGAGUUUAAUGGACCAGGUUUUUAGUUAAUUCUUGAAAUGUCGAAAUAUGUUAGUUACUUA
This is a messenger RNA of Ananas comosus (pineapple), 2359 nucleotides long. Its product is annotated as synaptotagmin-5. NCBI's taxonomy places the organism in Eukaryota, Viridiplantae, Streptophyta, Magnoliopsida, Poales, Bromeliaceae. The transcript has 13 exons. Gene Ontology annotation, cellular component: endoplasmic reticulum. Gene Ontology annotation, molecular function: lipid binding. The record is from RefSeq and is a predicted model, not a curated record. Bases 318 to 2018 code for a protein of 566 amino acids.